AAUCAUCGUAACGUCGUGUUGGACACGUCGCAUUUCCGACAGCGUCUCAGUCGCCUUCUUACCAUGGAGCUGCCCAAGGUGUCCAAGGUGUCGCCCGCUAUGGCCACAGAUCGCGGCGCUGCGCUGCGCAUGUUGCUAGUACAGGGAGUAUUCUUGUUCACUGGCGUCUUCUCCACGUGCUUGGCGCAGUUCGUAUUCUACCAAGGCGCAGGCGACCAGAAAGCCAUGCUAUUGCCACUGUGCAACUAUUUAGGAAUGAUGCUCGUGGGGCUACUACCCGCUGUAGGCGCUACUGCGGCUCAAAAGACUAUAGAGAAAGGAAAAGAGACGCAAGAGAAGAAGCUGGAGAUGCCAGAAAGUCCCAAGAAGCUGCAGAUGCAGGUCAGCACGUCCCCAGAGGACGACGUGGAGCAGCCGGAGCUCACGCCCACACAGACCGACACACUGACGCCCACGAAGCGACGCUCUAUGGAUCUGGAGAUUGUGGACAUGGAGCUCACACGACGUGCCACCGUAGCCGAAGAGGGUAACGAGAAGGAAGAGAGCGAAGACGUUAGCAGUGACGACGAGGCGAAGCCAGCGCUGGGCUUCCGCGUGACGCCAUCCUCUGUCUCCUUCUCAUUAUCCACCGUACAGCUCUGCAUCAUCGUGUCGGUGGUACUAGACUUCGCUGGCUGUAUCUUCUCCAACGUGGGGCUCUCUAUGGCUGGCAGCGGACUGUACCAGGUCGUGUACUCAAGUGUCAUCUGCUGGUCGGCGCUCAUGUCCCGCUUCAUCCUCAAGAAGGUCGUGUCUAAGGAAGAAUGGUUCGGAAUUGCACUAGUGACCUUCGGACUGGCGUUUAGCGCACUGGGAGAGUCAGGAAGCGGACGUGACAACGCCAUUGUGCUCAUGGGCUGCUUCAAUACGCUGAUUGGAGCGGCAUUCUACGGCGGUAACUACGUGACUGGAGAAUACACACUCAAGCUGGCGGAACGACCACAUCCGAAGGAGUUGUGUCUUAAGAUUGGCGCGGCUUGUGUCGCUAUCAUCGCCGUGUACCAGAGUAUUUUUGUGCUACCGGAAUGGGACGCACUGGUGACGCAGCCUAUCGCUGAGGCUAACGGCAACACAACGUACAUUGUGUCUGCGCUUGUGGCGUAUACGCUGUCCCAAUUGGCUCAUGGACUCACGUAUUUUGUGAUGCUGGGCUCUAGUGGCGCAGUCACUACUGGCAUCAUGCAGAGCUUGCGUGCUGUGUGCGUGUUCGUGAUCAGCUCGAUGCUGUAUUGCAGUCAACAGGAAUCUCAGUGCUUCGACACGAAACGCGGCGUCGCCACGCUCAUCGUCGUGAGCGGCGUCAUGUUCUACUCGUGGGCUAAAAGUCAACAAGGCAAGGCCAGUGUGUUAGCUCCAUCGUCUUUGCGACGACCAAAGAAGGACCCAAAGACGAAGAUGGUCGCAGGUAAAAACUACGUCGUCUAGCUGGAUAUGGCUGUAUCGUAUAUAUUCAAUAGUUCACACUUCAUGUUACACCUCUU
This is a messenger RNA of Phytophthora nicotianae INRA-310, 1520 nucleotides long. RefSeq lists its product as hypothetical. Gene Ontology annotation, cellular component: membrane. The transcript has a single exon. Bases 64 to 1464 code for a protein of 466 amino acids. The record is from RefSeq and is a predicted model, not a curated record. Lineage: Eukaryota; Oomycota; Peronosporomycetes; Peronosporales; Peronosporaceae.